AUGGCGAGCGAUGAAGACACCGCUAUCGUCCAAUAUUAUUUAGAACACGUGUCGAGGAACUUUCUGGAAAGGAACCAAAGAAUGGUGAAAAGAGCGGCGAUGUAUUGUUGUAAGUUUGGGUAUGAAAAGACGUUGAGAUUGGUCGUGGAAACGGUAAGGCGAAGAGCACCAAUGGUGUCGCCGUGGUCGCCGUGGUGCUUGUUUUGGUGCAAACAGGGAGGUUAUGGAGAUAUUUUGAAUUUCUGUGUGCAGAAUGGGUGUCCAGAAGUACACUUAUACGACAACAACGAGUUGUAUUCUCAGGGAGUACUUGGACGAUCGAUUCGUUUGGGCGUCCCGUACUAUCGAAAAUGCAUGCGAGCAGAAAAUCGACCGAAGAAUUUACCGUACUGUUGUGAACUGCACAGAACGUGUUGCACGUGCGCAGGUUUUGGUCAUAUCAUGAAAACCGUGCGCAUUCCUCGAACCGGUGGUUCGUUCCAGGAAAAAAGUAUUUGCGACGCCUGUCGCGGUCUCGGCGUCUUCCCCGAGCGAGAUCGAGACGGUGAUAUUUUCUUCGACGCUGUCCUCGCCGCGUAA
Bathycoccus prasinos is the source of this 579-nucleotide messenger RNA. RefSeq lists its product with no specific name. NCBI's taxonomy places the organism in Eukaryota, Viridiplantae, Chlorophyta, Mamiellophyceae, Mamiellales, Bathycoccaceae. The transcript has a single exon. The record is from RefSeq and is a predicted model, not a curated record. The coding region runs from base 1 to 579 and encodes 192 amino acids.